CAUCGAUGCUUUUGUGGGAGGUGGAUUCAGAAUCAAUUCAGUAUGCCAUGCUGGAGGAGACAGAAAGUGGCACGUUUGUGGGCAACCUGACUAAGGAUUUGGGACUAAGGAUGGGAGAACUGGCUGCUCGGGAGGCUAGAGUGGUUUUCAAGGGGAACAGACAGUAUUUGCAGCUUGACCCACAGACCCAGGAUUUAGUGCUAAACGAAAACCUGGACCGGGAGGAGCUGUGUGGCUCCACAGAGCCCUGUGUUCUGUCUUUCCGGGUGUUACUAAAAAAUCCUUUGCAGUUUUAUCAAGCUGAACUGAGAGUUGUAGAUAUAAAUGACCACGCCCCAGAGUUUCCUGCCAGAGAAAUGCUCCUUAAAAUAUCAGAAAUAACUCCACCUGGAAAAAUAUUCCCUUUGAAAAUGGCACAGGACUUAGAUGCUGGCAGCCACAGCAUUCAAAGCUACUCUGUCAGUGAUAACCCUCACUUCCACGUGCUCACCCGCAACCGAAGCGAUGGCAAGAAGUUCCCUGAACUGGUGUUGGACAAGGCGUUGGACCGUGAGGAGCAGGCCCAGCUCAGACUAAAGCUCACCGCGGUGGAUGGUGGGUCCCCGCCCAGGUCAGGGACCACAGAGAUUCAAAUAUUAGUCUUAGAUAUAAACGACAACGCGCCCGAAUUUGCUCAGGAGCUCUAUGAGGUCCAAGUCCCUGAGAAUAACCCCAUUGGCUCACUGCUUAUUGUCGUCUCGGCCAAAGAUUUAGAUACAGGAUCCUUUGGGGAGGUGUCUUAUGCACUGUCUCAAGAUGAUGACGCUAAUGAGCCUUUUGAAAUAAACACAAAGACAGGAGAAAUUCGACUGAAAAGCACCUUGGAUUUUGAAGCAUUACAGUUUUACCAUGUGGAUGUCGAGGCCCUAGAUGGUGGCGGGCUAACAGGAAAAUGCUCUUUAGUCAUCCAAGUAUUGGACGUAAAUGAUAAUGCUCCGGAAGUGAUCCUAUCCUCUCUCAACAGCCCCAUCCCUGAAAAUUUGCCAGGUAUCAUAGUGGCAGUAUUCAGCGUUUCAGAUGCGGACUCAGGAAAUAACCAGCAGGUUAUGUGUUCCAUAGAUCGCAAUCUUCCAUUUCUUCUAAGACCAUCUAUGGAGAAUUUCUAUACUCUGGAAACAGAUGGGGCACUAGACAGAGAGAGCAGAGCUGAAUACAUCAUCACCAUUACAGCCACCGACAUGGGCACACCCAGGCUCACAACCCAGCACACCAUAACAGUGCAGGUGUCCGACAUCAACGACAAUGCCCCUGUCUUCAACCAAACUUUCUACACCCUGUUCGUCCGUGAGAACAACAGCCCCGCCCUGCACAUAGGCACCAUCAGUGCCACAGACUCAGACUCAGGCUCCAAUGCCCACAUCACCUACUCGCUGCUGCCACCCAACGACCCACAGCUGGCCCUCGACUCGCUCAUCUCCGUUAACGCAGAAAAUGGCCAGCUGUUUGCGCUCAGGGCACUGGACUAUGAGGCCCUGCAGGCCUUCGAGUUCCGCGUGGACGCCACAGACCGAGGCUCUCCGGCACUCAGCAGCCAAGCACUGGUGCGCGUGCUAGUGCUGGAUGACAAUGACAAUGCACCCUUCCUGCUCUACCCGCUGCAGAAUUCCUCUGAGCCCUGCACAGAGCUGCUGCCUAGGACAGCAGAGCCUGGCUACCUGGUCACCAAGAUGGUGGCAGUGGACCGCGACUCUGGCCAGAACGCCUGGCUGUCUUUCCAAUUGCUCAAGGCCACAGAGCCAGGGCUGUUCAGCGUGUGGGCGCACAAUGGCGAGGUGCGCACCACAAGGCUACUGAGCGAGCGCGAUGUGCCCAAGCACAGGCUGGUGCUGCUGGUCAAGGACAAUGGCGAUCCCCCGCGCUCUGCCAGUGUCACACUGCACGUGCUACUGGUGGAUGGCUUCUCUCAGCCCUACCUGCCACUGCCAGAGGUGGCGCAGGACUCCGUAGAGGAUAUUGAAGAUGUGCUCACGCUAUACCUGGUUAUCGCCUUAGCAUCUGUGUCUUCGCUCUUCCUCUUGUCUGUGGUGCUGUUCGUGGGGGUGAGGCUGUGCAAGAGGGCCAGGGCGGCCUCUCUGGGUGGCUACUCUGUGCCUGAUGGACACUUUCCUGGCCAUCUGGUGGAUGUCAGCAGCGCUGGGACUCUUUCCCAGAGCUACCAGUAUGAGGUGUGUCUGAGGGGAGACACUGGGACUGGUGAGUUCAAACUGCGAAAAGCAAUUAACCCCCAUUUUCCUUCUGUGGCAUCUGAGAGGAACACAGAGGAAAGUUCUACUCUUCGGAAUAGCUUCCUAUUCAUCUAA
Messenger RNA from Grammomys surdaster, 2339 nucleotides. RefSeq names its product protocadherin beta-6-like. The coding region runs from base 6 to 2339 and encodes 777 amino acids. The transcript has a single exon. Lineage: Eukaryota; Metazoa; Chordata; Mammalia; Rodentia; Muridae. Gene Ontology annotation, cellular component: plasma membrane. The record is from RefSeq and is a predicted model, not a curated record. Gene Ontology annotation, biological process: homophilic cell-cell adhesion. Gene Ontology annotation, molecular function: calcium ion binding.